CCUUUCCUUGCCUGUGGCAACUGACAGCACCUCCCAGCCGUGCAGGCCGGCCGCCCGCUCCCCCAGCCAGUCGGUGGGUCUGGGCACUGCAGCAGCUCGGCUCUGUCCCAGCGCUUGUCUGGGAGAAAAGUGGUGGACUCGCCCAGAGAGACUCUCUCUUUCCACCUUCCUUCUUUCUCGAUCGCUCUGCGUGCUUUUGUGUUUCCUUCGUUUUUUUUCCUUUUUUUUUUCUUCAAUUAUAUUCCUAAUCCUGGAUGAAGUUGCUGGAUUCCGCAGCACGAGUCUUCAUGAGCAAGCAGCACCUCUCAGAGAUUACACGGCAUUCAAAGGUCACAGAACUGCCACUAUGGUUAAAUGUCUUGUUUAAUGGUUGAGAGGUGUGGCGAAAUCUUGUUUGAAAACCCUGAACAGAAUGUCAAAUGUGUUUGCAUGCUAGGAGAUGUACGACUGAGGGGUCAGACGGGGGUGCCUGCUGAACGCCGUGGCUCCUACCCGUUCAUUGACUUCCGCCCGCUCAACAAUACAACACACUCAGGGGAAAUUGGCACCAAGAAAAAGGUGAAAAGACUGUUAAGCUUUCAAAGAUACUUCCAUGCAUCGAGGCUGCUUCGUGGGAUUGUACCACAAGCCCCUCUCCACCUGCUGGAUGAAGACUACCUGGGACAGGCAAGGCACAUGCUCUCCAAAGUGGGAAUGUGGGAUUUUGACAUUUUCUUGUUUGAUCGCUUGACAAACGGAAACAGCCUAGUGACGCUGCUCUGCCACCUCUUCAGCACCCAUGGGCUCAUUCACCACUUCAAGUUAGACAUGGUGACCUUACACAGGUUUUUAGUCAUGGUUCAAGAAGAUUACCACAGCCAAAAUCCAUAUCACAACGCUGUCCACGCAGCCGACGUCACCCAGGCCAUGCACUGCUAUCUGAAGGAGCCAAAGCUCGCCAGCUUCCUCACGCCUCUGGACAUCAUGCUGGGGCUGCUGGCUGCAGCAGCACACGACGUUGACCACCCAGGGGUGAACCAGCCAUUUUUGAUCAAAACUAACCACCACCUCGCCAACCUGUAUCAGAACAUGUCUGUGCUGGAGAAUCACCACUGGCGAUCGACAAUCGGCAUGCUUCGAGAAUCAAGGCUUCUUGCUCACUUGCCGAAGGAAAUGACACAGGAUAUCGAACAGCAGCUGGGCUCCCUGAUCUUGGCAACAGACAUUAACAGGCAGAACGAGUUCCUGGCCCGACUGAGAACUCACCUCCACAAUAAAGAUCUGAGGCUGGAGGAUGGACGCGACAGGCACUUUAUGCUCCAGAUUGCCCUGAAGUGUGCUGACAUCUGCAACCCUUGCAGAGUCUGGGAGAUGAGCAAGCAGUGGAGCGAAAGAGUCUGCGAGGAAUUCUACAGGCAAGGUGACCUUGAACAGAAAUUUGAACUGGAAAUCAGUCCUCUUUGUAAUCAACAGAAAGAUUCGAUCCCUAGUAUACAAAUUGGUUUCAUGACCUACAUCGUGGAGCCCCUGUUCCGGGAAUGGGCCCGCUUCACGGGAAACAGCGCCCUGUCAGAGAACAUGCUAAGCCAUCUCGCACACAACAAAGCCCAGUGGAAGAGCCUGUUGCCCAAGCCGCACAGAGGCGGCAGCGGAGGCGGCCCGGACCUCGCAGGCCAGGGGGCUGAGAAGGAGGAGCAGACUGGGACCAGAGGGGACACCCCCUAGUGCCAGCCAGGCCUGCCCCCUGCUCUGCACACCGAGAGGCUGGGCACCUCCUCGAGCAGAGGCCUCCAGGGAGGGGAGAAGCCCUGAGGGGUUCCUGCCACCAGCCCAGCCGCUCUCUGGGUCUCCCCCGGGGGCUCUUUGUGACGCCACCCUCCUCAUCCUCACCUGCCUCCCUCCUUUGUCCAAGUGUACAGAAGCCAUCCGCCACCUCAGUCGUCACCUCAGCAUUAGCUGCCGAAAGGAGCAACUGCAUCCAGCCACGUGGGAGCUGAGUCCAGGAGCAGCUCGCCCUGCGAGGAGGGGAUCGGGAAGUGGGAGGGAGGUGCUUCUGCCGUGUCCCCAGGGCCUGGGUCACACAGGACGGGCAGCAGCUCCUCAGUCUGGAGCACCUUCACGUUUGCCGUCUGACUGCUGAUCUGCGUGACAAAAACACCAGCAUAUUUGGAACUCCAAGGAUAUUGGUCUUAAGUGCCAGCGCACAGAUGAGAGUGUGAGAGAAAGUAACUUCUAUUUUAAUAAUAAUUAUUAUGAUAAAAAUAAUAAUAAAUCUUUUUAACUUU
This is a messenger RNA of Equus caballus (horse), 2264 nucleotides long. RefSeq names its product phosphodiesterase 7B (gene PDE7B). Gene Ontology annotation, molecular function: 3',5'-cyclic-AMP phosphodiesterase activity. Lineage: Eukaryota; Metazoa; Chordata; Mammalia; Perissodactyla; Equidae. The record is from RefSeq and is a predicted model, not a curated record.